Molecule: messenger RNA, 2746 nt
Organism: Salvia splendens (bonfire salvia)
Lineage: Eukaryota; Viridiplantae; Streptophyta; Magnoliopsida; Lamiales; Lamiaceae
Product: phospholipase A-2-activating protein
Exons: 24
Coding region: 201-2498 (765 amino acids)
Biological process (GO): proteasome-mediated ubiquitin-dependent protein catabolic process; ubiquitin recycling
Cellular component (GO): nucleus; cytoplasm
Molecular function (GO): ubiquitin binding
Source: RefSeq, a predicted model, not a curated record
UUCAAUAGAGAGAGAUUGCUCGUCUUCACUAACUUGCGUAGCAACCUCCGAUUCUCAUAAUUUUUACGGCUGGAAUAGUUUCAUUGCGCGAACAACAUACUGGAAAGCAACUUCUGUUCCCAAAUCUCUCAUUAUAAUCCUGAAAUUCACUGAUAGGAACAUCAAUUAAACCCUACAGUUAUCGUGCCGCGAAUCGAGGAAUGGCUUCAAAUUCUAUGGAUAUCGAUUUCAAAGAGUAUCUGUUGAGGUGCCAACUUCGAGGCCACGAGGAUGAUGCUCGAGGUAUAUGCAUAUGCGGGAAUGCUGGCAUAGCAACUUCUUCAAGAGACAGAACAGUUAAAUUCUGGACCUUGGAUGAAUCACAAAAGCGCAAUUAUACAAUGUCAAAGAUAUUGUUGGGCCACACUAGUUUUGUGGGGCCAUUGGCUUGGAUUCCUCCAAAUGAAGAUUUUCCAGAGGGUGGAAUUAUGUCUGGUGGGAUGGACACUUUGCUUUUCGUCUGGAACCUGAUGACGGGAGAGAAAGUGCAUACGCUCAAGGGUCAUAAAUUGCAAGUGACAGGCAUUGCAUUGGAUGGUUCAGAUGUCGUGUCAUCAUCCGUGGACUGUACAUUGAGACGGUGGAGGGGAAGCCAACAAGUUGAGGAAUGGGAAGCUCACAAGGCAGCAAUUCAAGCAGUUAUUAAGUUGCCCUCUGGCGAGCUUGUUACAGGUUCCAGUGACAUGACUUUGAAGCUUUGGAAAGGGAAGUCUUGUAUCCAUACUUUUCAAGGACAUACAGAUACUGUUCGAGGAGUGGCUAUUAUGCCAAACUUAGGAAUUCUUUCUGCAUCUCAUGAUGGUACAAUCAGGCUAUGGGCCCUUAGUGGGGAGCUUCUAAUGGAGAUGGCUGGUCAUACAUCCAUUGUUUAUUCCGUAGAUGCUCAUGCAUCUGGCCUUAUAGUCAGUGCUAGCGAGGAUUGUUCAGCAAAGAUAUGGAAAGAUGGAAUUUGUGUGCAGAGCAUAGAGCAUCCUGGUUGCGUCUGGGAUGCUAAAUUCUUGGAAAAUGGCGAUAUUGUGACUGCUUGCUCUGAUGGAAUUGUGCGUAUCUGGACCAUAGAUCAUGAAAGGACUGCUGACACUGUAGAUCUUGACUCAUUUGCUUCUCAAAUUUCUCAAUACAAACUCAGCAGGAAAAGAGUUGGAGGCCUGAAAUUGGAAGAGUUGCCAGGUCUAGAUUCAUUAAAGACUCCAGGAAGUAGUGAUGGACAGACAAAGGUAGUUCGAGAAGGAGAUAAUGGUGUGGCCUAUGCUUGGAAUAUGAGAGAACAGAAGUGGGAUAAGAUUGGUGAAGUAGUAGACGGACCUGAUGAUAAUAUGAAAUCCCCUGUGCUCAAUGGCGUUCAGUAUGACCAUGUAUUCGAUGUUGACAUUGGGGACGGUGAACCUAUACGAAAACUUCCCUACAAUCGCUCAGAAAAUCCAUAUGAUGUUGCUGAUAAGUGGCUUCUCAAUGAAAACUUGCCACUUUCUUACCGGCAACAGAUUGUAGAAUUUAUUCUGCAAAACACAGGACAAAAGGAUUUUACUCCAGAUCCAUUGUUUCGAGACCCUUAUACUGGAUCCAAUGCUUAUGUUCCUGGAGCACCAUCAAAAUUCCCAGAUGCAUCAUCGGCAAAGCCUUCUUACAAGCACAUUCCAAAAAGAGGGAUGCUUGCAUUCGACACAGCUCAGUUUGAUGGAAUCCUAAAGAAGAUCUCUGAGUUUAACAGUUCUCUGCUGUCUGACCCGGAAAAGAAACAUUUAUCAUUGAGUGACAGUGAUAUGUCAAGAUUUAAUGCCAUUGUUAAGAUCUUGAAAGACACAUCACACUACCAUAGCAGUAGAUUUGCAGAUGUUGACGUGGCAUUGAUGUUGCAAGUUCUGAAAACAUGGCCAGUUGCUUUGCUUUUUCCAGUUAUUGAUGUAGUAAGGAUGAUUGUGCUGCACCCUGAUGGAGCAGCGAAGCUUAUGCAGCACGUCAAGAAUCAAGAUGAUAUAGUCAUUGAGGUGAUAAAGAAGGUGACUGCGAGUCCUCCGCUUCCUGCAAAUCUGCUUACCUGCCUCCGUGCAGUUACUAAUCUUUUCAAAAACACUUGCUACUAUGAAUGGUUAUUAAAUCAUCGUGCUGAGGUUCUCGAUGCAUUAUCAUGCUGUUGUUCAUCUUCAAAUAAGAAUGUCCAAUUGUCCUAUGCAACUUUGAUCCUCAAUUAUGCUGUUCUUUUGAUUGAGAAGAAGGAUGAGGAAGGCCAAUCUCAAGUUCUUUCGGCAGCACUAGAGAUGGCUGAAGGGGAAACAGUUGAUUCCGAUUCCAGAUUUCGGGCUAUGGUGGCAAUUGGCUCACUGAUGCUUGAAGGCCUAGUGAGAAGGGUUGCUUUGGAUUUCGACGUGCUAACAAUUGCCAAAACAGCAAAGUCGUCUAAGGAAGCCAAGAUUGCUGAAAUUGGAGCUGAUAUCAAACUGGUUGCAAAACAGAGCUGAUUGAUGAUGCCCUGGGCUGUGUAAGUCCCCCGCUGCUGGCUCUUUAACAUACCAUAAUCUAAGACGAAGUUUCGACCGGGCCCGAGGCUAUACCAGCUCUACAUCUUUGAACACUAUCCAGCAUUCGUAAUUUUUGAGUACUAAGAAAUUGAACACUAAACUAUUUGUCUACUUUUCCAAAAUUUUUAUUUAUUUAUAAAGUCUAAUUAAAUUGAUUUACUAAUAAACAAAAUGUACUAACAUUUUAA